Messenger RNA from Notodromas monacha, 872 nucleotides. The record is from the annotation of a GenBank genome assembly. NCBI's taxonomy places the organism in Eukaryota, Metazoa, Arthropoda, Ostracoda, Podocopida, Cyprididae.
UGUCUUCGUUUUGCAGGAUAUUUUGUGUGACAAUUGAAGAAGCUCGGUGAUCGUUUUCUAGUGAUGCUCAGGAACGUAGUUUGUGAGGCAAUGUGACGAGAAUGGCUGCUGCUCAAUCACGAUCACGAACCAUUUCGUAGUAUGCAAAGCGUGGUGCGCAGCGGCGGUGGGCCGAAUGCAUCCCAGUCUACUGGCCCGGGCCAGGAUUCCCCGGUGCACAUGAGUCUGGCCCAGCAACAGGGGUUCUACCAGCAGCAACAGCAGCGAGCGCACCAGGCUUACCUGCAGCGCGACGUUGCGCCAUCUGUGGCACCAGCGAAGCGAGUGGCGCUGGGUGACAGUGGUGGUGGUGGUGGUGGUGGUGCUGUUGCCAGUGGUGGUGCACAGGCUUCUGCUGUUGCUGCUUACCGGUUCCAGCCGACGGGGAAUCAUGUGCCCCAAGGGUUGUCAGCUGCUUAUGCGGCGUCUGUGGCGUCGCAAAGAGGUAGUGGUGGUGGUGGUGGCGGCGGUGGUCCUCCACCUCAAGAGCCACCGAGAUACCUGGCGAGUCAUGUUGAUGGACGGAUGGCAAUGAGUGGUGGUGGUGGUGGAGGUGGGCAGGAUACCAGAAGAAGACCAUCUCUGCUGCACCCCACUGGAGGUAGUCUGGACUAUGGCCAACAAUCCUCACCAUCUGGCACACCUGUCAGCACUGCCAGCUUACCAGCAGGUUACGUUGGCAACGCGGCGUCGACGGCGUAUCGGAGCGGCGCUUCGGGCGGCGGCGCCGGUGGCGUCUCAGCCGCCGGGAUACCCCAAAGAAUGCUACCAUUUCGCGGCCACGACCCGAGACACGAGUCCAUGCGUGCUGCAAGGUGAGCCAUAAAAAGUCG